This is a messenger RNA of Medicago truncatula (barrel medic), 892 nucleotides long. Its product is annotated as photosynthetic NDH subunit of subcomplex B 3, chloroplastic. Gene Ontology annotation, cellular component: chloroplast thylakoid membrane. Bases 147 to 722 code for a protein of 191 amino acids. The transcript is spliced from 6 exons. Gene Ontology annotation, biological process: P450-containing electron transport chain. Lineage: Eukaryota; Viridiplantae; Streptophyta; Magnoliopsida; Fabales; Fabaceae. Gene Ontology annotation, molecular function: electron transfer activity; 2 iron, 2 sulfur cluster binding. The record is from RefSeq and is a predicted model, not a curated record.
UGGUGUGAACCAAUUCAAAUUGUAUGAGAUAAGAUAAUGAUCAUCACAAAAACAACCACAAAUGAAAGACACACUCCACUAAGCUCAAAUUCUAUGCAAAAUCCUUCAACAACAUAACACUAGUUGAAGAUAUCAUUCACUCACACAUGUCACUCCUCCAACUCAAACUAACCCCUAAUGCAUUCACACCUCUCUCUUCUUCCUCACAUAAAAAAUUCAGACCAAACACAACACUCUUUGCAAGAACCAAAAUUAGAGCAGUUGGUACAGUCCCUGAGAAAAAGGAUUCAGAGACCACUACUGACUCUAAUGACCCUCCCUCUAUAGGCUUUGCAUUUGUCAGUUCUGUGUUGCUACCAGAUGGAACACCAGAUGUGCAUUAUCGUACAGCUUGUGGUGGACAGAAGCUUAGGAACAUAAUGUUGGAUUCUAAUAUUGAACUCUAUGGACCUUAUGGUAGAAUUUUGUUAAAUUGUGGAGGGGGUGGAACUUGUGCAACAUGUAUGGUAGAGGUUCUUGAAGGCAAGGAGCUUCUGAGUCCUUGCACCGACAAAGAGAAAGAAAAACUUAAGAGGAAACCAAAGAAUUGGAGAUUAGCAUGUCAAACAACUGUGGGUGAAGCAGAUUCUACAGGGGUGGUCGUGAUUCAACAAUUACCAGAGUGGAAAGGACAUGAAUGGAAAUAUGAAAAGGAUGAUGAUGAGUCAGCAGAGUCUUUGUGAGGAAAAUCUCUACUGUAAAUCGUCAAGAUAAUAUUUGAUAUUUGCUUGUAAUAGAAGUUGUAUAUCUUUGUUAGAAUUUUCAUAUUCUCAUUUUUUUUUACAUUUUUAUUUUUUGUAACAUUGUUUAUCACAUUUCUUUCUCUUUUAUGUUUUCUCCUUUUAUGUUUUCA